Eleginops maclovinus (Patagonian blennie) is the source of this 1797-nucleotide messenger RNA. Its product is annotated as zinc finger protein 32-like. Lineage: Eukaryota; Metazoa; Chordata; Actinopteri; Perciformes; Eleginopidae. Bases 302 to 1681 code for a protein of 459 amino acids. Gene Ontology annotation, biological process: regulation of transcription by RNA polymerase II. Gene Ontology annotation, cellular component: nucleus. The record is from RefSeq and is a predicted model, not a curated record. Gene Ontology annotation, molecular function: DNA-binding transcription factor activity, RNA polymerase II-specific. The transcript is spliced from 2 exons.
CGGAAGUCAUGUUCCCAGCUCUUUUUAAUCUGAAUCCAGGAGUCUCGUCGCGACAAUUCUCUCUCUCUCUGUUCCUGAGAAAGUGUGUCUGAGCUCCAGCACUACUGAUCCAUCAUCUGUGUGUCUGGAUAAACUUCUGAAUGGACUUUGUGCCCUUUUUUCUGAAGUGUUUACCUCGGACUAUAGGAGCUAGCUUAGCAUGCUAGCUGGAAACACCAGAGCAACACUAGUCAGAGUGAGAGUUUGAUGGAGAGAAACAGUGCGUUUAACGGAGUGUGCAGGAAAAGGUGAUUUAGUCAACAUGAGUACAGUCCAAAUGCUGCUCGCGUUGAAGAAGCAGCGACUCACUGCUGCUGCUGAAGACAUCUUUGUUCUGUUUGAAAAAACGAUGGCAGAGUACGAGGAGGAACUGUGUCGUUCAAAAGAGAAGAACGAGAGACUCCAGAAACUACUGGACUCUGUUGUACAGCCUCAGCUUCGGAUUCGCAAAGCAGACGUCCAGCAGCUGGUGGUGGUUACAGAAAAGGUUCUCCCUGAACGGCAGGAGUGGAGCUCCAAUCUGGACCAGGAAGACCCAGAGUCCCCCCCUGACAUUAAACAGGAACAGGAGGAACUCUGGAGCAGUCAGAUGGGAGAGGAGCUUCAAGAGCUGGAGGAGGCUGAUAUCACCAAGUCUGCAUUCACUCCUGUCCCUGUGAAGAGUGAAGAUGAUGAGGAGAAACUUCAGUCCUUACAGCUUCAUCAAAGACAGGCUGAACACAUGGAAACAGGAACUGAUGGUGAGGAAGGUGGAGGACAAGAACCAGCCAGGAACUCGGAUCCAGAGAGCAGUUUACAACCAAAGACUGAGCACAACACUGAAGACUCUUCUGAACCAGACACUGAAGACUCUUCUGAACCAGACACUGAAGACUCUUCUGACACAAACACUGAAGACUCUUCUGAACCUGACACUGAAGACAGUGCUGAUUGGAAGGAGACCAAAGAAUCUGCAUCAGGGUCAAACUCACUGAUAAACAGACAACUUUCUGUCAGUGAUUCAAGAUGUAGUGCUGGAAAGAAAGUAUUUGACUGCUCUGUGUGUACGAAAUCUUUUACACAGAGUGGAAAUUUAAAGGCACACAUGAGAAUCCACACAGGAGAGAAAAUAUUUGACUGCUCUGUGUGUACGAAAUAUUUUACACAGAGUGGAAGUUUAAAGACACACAUGAGAAUCCACACAGGAGAGAAACCAUUUGACUGCUCUGUGUGUACGAAAUCUUUCACACAGAGUGGAAGUUUAAAGACACACAUGAGAAUCCACACAGGAGAGAAACCAUUUGACUGCGUUGUGUGUACAAAAUCUUUUACACUGAGUGGAAGUUUAAAGAAGCACAUGAGAAUCCACACAGGAGAGAAACCAUUUGACUGCGUUGUGUGUACGAAAUCUUUUACACAGAGUGGAAGUUUAAAGAAGCACAUGAGAAUCCACACAGGAGAGAAACCAUUUGACUGCGUUGUGUGUACAAAAUCUUUUACACUGAGUCGAAGUUUAAAGAAGCACAUGAGAAUCCACACAGGAGAGAAACCAUUCAGCUGCUCAGUUUGUGAGAAAGGAUUUACAAGGCGAAGUAUUUUCAAAAGGCACAAGUGUGUUGGUCUUCAACCCUCACUGCUUCAAUCUCAAUCAAAGUCAAACUGAGGAUAGCAGAGUUUUCAGACUCCUGAAGAGUAUUAUAUAGAUUUUUAUUUCUAAAUGUUUUGUAUCAAUGCCUUCCUGUUCAUAAACUGUUUUAAAUAAAUUGUAAUCUGAUUGUA